Messenger RNA from Nicotiana tabacum (common tobacco), 3169 nucleotides. RefSeq names its product diacylglycerol kinase 1. Gene Ontology annotation, biological process: phospholipase C-activating G protein-coupled receptor signaling pathway. Gene Ontology annotation, cellular component: membrane. Gene Ontology annotation, molecular function: ATP-dependent diacylglycerol kinase activity. Lineage: Eukaryota; Viridiplantae; Streptophyta; Magnoliopsida; Solanales; Solanaceae. The record is from RefSeq and is a predicted model, not a curated record.
GUCUCCGAAGCGUCGCCCCUCCUCUAGAUGUAGGAGGAAGACAUAAGAUCUGUAGAAACUUAUAAAUUCAUAAUCAUAAUUAAGCCGUUGCCUAACGCACUUUAAUAACGUUCAACAGAGGAAAAAAAGGAGGAGAUAAAACAAGGAUUAAAUUCUCCAUUUGAUUAAAGCAAAAGAGCAGAGCAGAUUUGGGCUUCGGCUUUUGCAUUCUUCGCUCUACUUUGCUUCGAUUCUCCAUUUUCUCCUUGGCCUAGGGUUUUGCAGCUACUCCUCUGUUAUAGAAAUAAACAGAGAACGCGACUAAUCCCGAUCUCUCUUUUAAUUUUGUUAAAUACGGUUAUUUUUGUUUCUUACUGUGUUGAUUCGAUGGUUUAAGGCCCUUCCAGGAUCAAAGUGAAUAAGUAGGAUUUCAAGGAUGAGAUGAACUGAAGUAUCAUCAUCUUUAGACAAAGGUUUCGAAGUAGUAAGCUACAAUAUAUGGCAUAUUAGGGGUAAAACGAAACCCAACGUAGGAUACUAACACCAGCUUGGCUUUAGAUUGUGGAUGUGUUUGUGGAGGAGGUGAAUGAUGCUGUUAUUCGUAGCCUAAUGCUUGCCUAGGUUCUUAUUUAUACUGACAUACCUGUAUUUGUGUACUAAGUAUGGAAUUAUAGAAUUUUAAUAUGGAAGACUAUAGAGAAUCAGAGCUUCCACUUCUUAGCUGGAUCAGCAAAAAUCCUUCUGAGAUGGCGGAAUCCCCUCUGUUUAUUGUCUCCUGUGUCAUUGCUGGUUUAGUUGGAAUUUUAACUAUACUUUACACAGCUUUCCAGUGGAGAAGGAGCACAAAUGGUAGUUGGAUGAAAGCCAUAGCCAGAUCAAAGAAAAACCCGAAAACAAGGAAUAAGGUCCCUGUGGCUCCUCAUACUUGGGCUUUAGAAACUGUUUCUCGAGGGAAAAGUUUAAAUUGUUGUGUCUGUUUAAAGUCCAUUUCUCCAUCUCAGACUCUUGGCCCAAUUGUGGCUUCGGAAAGUUUCUUUAAUCGUUGCAGCAUAUGUGGCGCGGCAGCUCAUCUGAGUUGCUCAUCUAGUGCUCACAAGGAUUGCAAAUGUGUAUCUAUGUUUGGAUACCCUAAUGUGGCACAUCAGUGGGCAGUGCGCUGGACAGAGGUAGCUGAUCAACCUGAUGAAUCUUAUUUCUGCAGCUACUGUGAAGAGCCAUGCAGUAGUUCAUUUCUUGGUGGGUCCCCUAUAUGGUGUUGCCUGUGGUGUCAGCGUCUAGUUCAUGUUGAUUGUCAUGCCAAUAUGUUCAAUGAAACUGGUGAUAUUUGUGACCUGGGCCCUUUCAGAAGGCUUAUUCUAUCGCCACUUUAUGUGAAAGAGCUUAACAGGACUUCUUCGGGUGGACUGCUGAGUUCUAUCACACAAGGGGCCAAUGAGAUUGCAUCUUCAGUACGUGCUACCAUAAUGAGUCAAAGCAAGAAAUACAAACACAGUAAUGAGAAACAUGGGAGCGGGACCCCUGCAGAGACAAGCAAUGGUGAUGCUACUGGGGACACAACUGCUGAAAGCACUGCUGAUAGUCAUCAAGUAAAUGGUGAUUGUAGAAUAGAGGAAAAUUGCAAUGGCUGUGUAAAUAGAGAGGGUGUGGAUCAGCAGCAAGACAGUGGUGUGAAAAAGAUGAUAUCUAUGCCCAGCUUCCAGAGGAGUUCAUCCAUUAAUCAGAAGGAUGAAUCUCAAUUAAUAGUGAUAAGGCAGAAAUAUGAAUUGACUGAUUUGCCUCCAGAUGCCAGGCCUUUGCUAGUUUUUAUAAACAAGAAAAGUGGAGCUCAACGAGGAGAUUCACUUAGGCAGCGGUUAAGCCUUUUAUUAAACCCAGUGCAGGUCUUUGAGUUGAGUUCAACCGAAGGGCCCGAAGUUGGUCUGCAUCUUUUUAGAAGGGUGCCUCACUUCCGGGUUCUUGUAUGUGGAGGUGAUGGUACUGUAGGCUGGGUUUUGAAUGCCGUAGAUAAACAAAACUAUGUUUCUCCUCCACCAGUGGCAAUACUCCCUGCUGGGACAGGAAAUGAUUUGGCUCGAGUUCUUUCCUGGGGAGGUGGCUUGGGUUCUGUAGAGAGACAAGGUGGUCUUUGCACACUUUUGCAUGAUAUAGAACAAGCUGCAGUAACUAUCCUUGAUCGAUGGAAAGUUUCUAUCUUAGACCAACAGGGCAAGCUGCUUCAAGCCCCGAAGUUCUUGAACAACUACCUUGGGGUUGGUUGUGAUGCAAAGGUUGCAUUAGAAAUCCAUAAUAUGAGGGAGGAAAACCCCGAGAAGUUCUACAAUCAGUUUAUGAACAAAGUUCUUUAUGCCAGAGAAGGUGCUAAGAGUAUCAUGGAUCGGACAUUUGCAGAUUUUCCAUGGCAAGUUAGGGUGGAGGUUGAUGGUGUUGAGAUUGAGGUUCCUGAGGAUGCAGAAGGUGUUCUUGUAGCUAAUAUUGGAAGCUACAUGGGUGGAGUAGACUUGUGGCAGAAUGAAGAUGAAACUUAUGACAAUCUUGAUCCUCAAUCCAUGCAUGACAAGAUGCUGGAGGUUGUCAGCAUUUCUGGGACCUGGCAUCUUGGGAAGCUUCAGGUGGGGCUUUCGAAAGCUCGGAGGCUUGCACAGGGGCAAUUGGUCAAAAUUCAACUUUUUGCUGGAUUUCCUGUUCAAAUAGAUGGAGAACCCUGGUAUCAGCAACCAUGUACAUUGACAAUAACACAUCAUGGACAGGCCUUCAUGCUGAAGAGAGCAGCAGAAGAACCUCUAGGUCAUGCAGCAGCAAUAAUUGCUGAUGUGCUUGAGAAUGCGGAAUCCAAUCAAGUGAUUGAUGCGUCACAGAAGCGGGCACUUCUUCAAGAAAUGGCCCUUAGACUCUCUUAGACACACAUUGAUUUAUUAGGUUGCAGCAGUUGAUAGGAAGUUUUGUAUAAAGUCCUCUACCUUUUUGUACAGGUUCUUCCAUCUCACAUGUAAAAUAUAUGGAAAUUAGAAAUGUAUACAAAGCUAGUCAACAUCGAGUGAAGAGGCAAAUUUUAUGAUGGUUGGACCAGUGUCCUCGUGGCCCUACGGUCUAAUUUGUGCUCCCUUUGGGCGUGUGUUUAUAUAGUACCCCACAAACAGUGACUGUAACAAUAUCCAAACCACCCAGUAGUUGAAGAUUAUGGGUUGGCCGA